AUGGAGCCGAAGAGGAACGCCGGUAGCUACACACCCGCUGUAGCUGAUAAACGAAAAGAUCGCCUAGCCCUUGAACACGGGGUAUCCGGGAAGUACACGUCGGCGCCGCCCGGCGUUUCGGCAACGUACUCAUCAGCUCUCGCCUUCGAUUCUUCCAUCACGAAGGCAGAAAUACCGGGAUCGAUGGACCAGGAAGAGGUCGUUAAAGAUGUGACGCUGGACGCUAACAGCCCCAUUUCCUACUUCUACCUGACGUUCGACACGCCACUGCCAUGCCCAAAUGCUGGUAGACCGCAGUCGGACCGCGGCGACCUUCCGGCGUGUCCUGACCUUUCUCCAUACACAGACCCGAUGAAAUGGCCGUUGGCGCGCAAAGGGGUUAUGUUGGUAAUAUGUUGCCUCGCCACCUGCUUUACGGCGUACGCCGCCGGCACGUAUUCCGAAUGUGCGGACCCGAUCGCCGCGGAAUUCAACACUACACGCGAGAGCGCUCUGGUCGGCGUGACUACCUUUUGCAUCGGCUUCGCUGUCGCCCCCAUGAUCUUGGCUCCGUUUUCGGAGAUUAACGGGCGCUACCCCGUAUUCGCCAUUGCCGGCGUCAUAUUUGUAGUCUUCCAGGCCGUCUGCGGCGUGGUCACAAAUUUAGCAGGUAUGUUGAUCGCCCGGUUUUUCAAGGGCGUCGGCGGAAGCGUGUUUAGCACCAUGGUGGGCGGUGUAAUUGCCGACAUGUACGAGAAGGAAGACCGCAACAUGCCGAUGGCGCUCUUCAGCGGCUUCGUCCUGGUCGGUACCGGCUUGGGGCCGCUCGUGGCUGCGGUAAUGGUUCAUCAUUGGGGAGGCGAGGGCCAGAAGUGGAAAUGGGUAUUUUGGCAUCAGGUUAUUAUAGAUUUCAUCUUGAUAGUUGCCGUCGUGGUCUUUUUCAAGGAGAGCCGCGGCUCGGUGCUCUUAUCGAGAAAGACAAGGGCAUUGAAUAAAUGGUAUCAGCAGCUGGAGGAGAAAGGGGUGUUUGGAGUUUAUUUUCCUGGAUCAAAUGGCGACUCGGAUAUUUUGUCGAGACCGUCGGCGCCCACGUCGGAAUCUAAGCCGAAGGGACGUCCAGGGCUGCGGCGAAUUAGAUGGACCGUCAAGGAAGAUGAGCAGCAGGUGUCCCUCGUCACGAUGAUAACCGUAUCGCUUUUUAGGCCAUUCGUACUACUCUUCACGGAACCCAUCGUAUUCUUCUUCUCUCUAUGGGUAUCUUUCGCAUGGGGCAUUCUCUACCUGACCUUCGGGUCUGUCCCGCUCGUGUUCCAGAGACAGUACAAUUUUAACAUGGAGCAAUCUGGCCUCGUAUUUAUCGCUAUGAUUGUAGGCUCCAUAUUCGCAACUAUCCUCGGUAUAUAUCAAGAAGGAAUGCUCAAACAUCCUAAGUGGCAAUCCAUAUCAGAUAGCUCGGGGACGGACAGCUCGGAAGACAGUUCUGAGGAGGUUCAUACAGGUACCGGAUUCUGGGCUUUUGUGCGACGGAAAUUUCCGGCUCAAUCUCCCGAAUCGCGGCUCUAUUUUACCUGCUUCACUUCAGUGCUGCUGCCGGCGGGUCUAUACCUGUUCGGAUUCGCGUCCCAGCCGUCGAUCCACUGGAUGGUUCCUACGUUUGCAAUAUUCCUCGCUACGAUGGGCAUCUUCUACGUCUACUUAGCUACAUUCAACUAUCUAGCAGACGUCUAUCGAGCGUACGCGUCAUCGGCGCUCGCUGCGCAGUCCUUCUGCCGCAACGUAAUCAGUGGGGUGUUCCCUCUUGUCACAGGUUUGCUGAUACGAAAUCUCGGAGAAGACGCGAUGGGUGGGCUACUGGGCGGAGUUGCUACCGUAUUAACACUCGUACCGUGGGCUUUAGUUUUGUUCGGAAGCAGAAUCCGGGCUCGGAGCCCGUUUGCUAUUGGGCUGGAGCAAAAGUAA
This is a messenger RNA of Daldinia decipiens, 1938 nucleotides long. Its product is annotated as MFS general substrate transporter. Gene Ontology annotation, molecular function: transmembrane transporter activity. The transcript is spliced from 3 exons. Bases 1 to 1938 code for a protein of 645 amino acids. Gene Ontology annotation, biological process: transmembrane transport. The record is from RefSeq and is a predicted model, not a curated record. NCBI's taxonomy places the organism in Eukaryota, Fungi, Ascomycota, Sordariomycetes, Xylariales, Hypoxylaceae.